Messenger RNA from Schistocerca serialis cubense, 3198 nucleotides. RefSeq names its product serine/threonine-protein kinase PLK1-like. Lineage: Eukaryota; Metazoa; Arthropoda; Insecta; Orthoptera; Acrididae. Gene Ontology annotation, molecular function: protein binding; ATP binding; protein serine/threonine kinase activity. Bases 1 to 2502 code for a protein of 833 amino acids. Gene Ontology annotation, biological process: protein phosphorylation; regulation of cytokinesis; mitotic cell cycle. The transcript has 12 exons. Gene Ontology annotation, cellular component: centrosome; nucleus; spindle pole. The record is from RefSeq and is a predicted model, not a curated record.
AUGGAUAUCAUUGGUACGUACUCGAUCUGCUACUCAGAAGAUAGCGCCGCGGAAAAGCAGGCCAUGUCCUCCGACAGGCGAAGCAACAGGUUACAGGAAUUGCAAGAACGGGCCUGCCGGCGCGCCGCGGCUUCGCUAGGGCAGUGCACAGACACCGCCCGUGACGUCACGGGCGGCGCGCCGCAGCGCCUCUGGUGGGCCCGGCAGCAGCUUCAAGAAACGUCAGUUCAAGUUCAGGCGGCGUCUGCGCCGGUCACAGCCGAGCGACCGGCAUGCGCCUCGUCCCGACUUAGCUGCUACUCAUUCGUAACGACGACUCCACCGAAAGCGCGCACCAUGAGCCUCGCGAUCGAGAAGCACGACAACGCGUUCAAAGGCCUCAACAGUGCCUUGCUGUUGGCAUGUGAGGCCGAACCAGAAGCAUAUAACAACAACGACUCGCUGGACUCCGGCAUCGCUGGAAUCAAAGACCCGCACAGCUACAGCGGCCGCAACAAUGAUGCAGAGGCGCCCGUCGCGGAGUACAUUGUCGACCCCACCACUCGUACGACUUAUCUAAAGGGCAAAUUCCUCGGAAAGGGUGGCUUCGCACGUGUCCACGAGUUGAUGGACCUAACGACGGAUACAGUGUACGCUGGCAAGAUCAUCCCGAAGAACAGGAUCACCAAGCGACACCAUAUCCACAAGAUCGCACGAGAGAUUUUUAUACAUAGAGGUCUGGUGCACAAACAUGUUGUUCGGCUGCAUCAUUUCUUCGAGGAUGCUCUCAAUGCAUAUAUAAUUCUGGAGAACUGUCCCCGAAAGUCACUGGUGCAUGUCCUGAAACACAGGUGGACAAUCACAGAGCCAGAAGUUCGAUAUUACUUAAGUCAGCUUGUGUCUGGUGUUCAGUACAUUCACAGUCAGAAUGUAAUCCACAGAGACCUGAAACCUGGUAACAUGUUCCUCAGUGAAAGUAUGGUGGUGAAGUUAGGUGACUUUGGACUUGCUAUGCAAAUUGAUGGUGACAAAAGAGUCUCUAUAUGUGGCACCCCAAAUUAUAUCGCUCCAGAAGUUCUGAACAAGCUCAGCUAUAGCUUUGAAGCCGAUGUGUGGGCUAUAGGCUGCAUAAUGUUUGCUAUGCUAGUUGGGCAGCCUCCCUUUGAAACAGCAACACUGAAAGACACAUAUGCAAGGAUUGUAAGUAACAAGUACACACUUCCACCAUGUGUAUCAGAAACUGCGUGUUCCUUGAUAAGAGUGUUGCUGCAGCCACUUCCAGAGGAUCGUCCAAAACUGGAGGACAUAUGUAAACAUGAAUUCUUUACAAGUGGUUAUACUCCAGAAACAUUGUCUCCAUCUUGCUGUUACACAGUUCCAAACUUUCCCAAUGUAGUAACUGACAGGUCAACAGUCCAGUUGCAACCUAGAAUUGCUAAUCCCAAACAUGUGGAAGAUCAACACACAAAAGAUAGACUUAAAAACCAGACACACAGAGUUGCACAACAGUUCAAGCCCAGAGCUCCAAACCCAACAUUGCAAGAGGAGCCACAAUUAAAGGCCAGAGUCAAUGGGCUAUUGCCAAAGGAAGACAAAGGACUAAACUUUUCACAGAGAAGUGAACCAAAGCCUCCAAUGAAGAAAAAAUCUAUGCUUAAACUACAGUCAGCACCAAAGAGUCCUGACCUAAGUGAAAAGAAAGAAAAAUCUGUAACAAGAGAAAGUGGAUCAAGUGUGGGCUGCAUGCCAACUCCAAGCCGUAAGGAACUACGUGCAGCUUCAUCUCUGAAACAAAUGAUUAGCAGUGUGCUUUGUCCUGAUAAGCUAAGUCUGUGCCGUAAGCGUGUGUGUAAUGCUGUUACCCUCUAUAGAUUUCUUACUGAAUGUUUCAACAGUAUGCCAACAGAUGGUGGAAAAGCUAAUCCUCACCCAGUAAAUUGCAGACCUCUCUUUGUAUCCAAGUGGAUUGAUUAUUCAAAUAAAUAUGGCUUCGGUUUUCAGUUGUCAGAUAAAUCUGUUGGUGUGCUUUUUAAUGAUAGCACACGAAUUAGUUUCAAUGCUGACAGAAGUCGUGUGGAAUUUCAUGAUGCAAAUGGGAAAAUUACAGCACAUCCGAUACAUUCUGUGCCAGCUGCACUGCAGGAACGCUUAACUGUUCUGCGUUACUUCAGUCACUACAUGGAUGAGCAUUUAACAGAGGGUGGUGACGGAAUGCGUACAACAAGUCGUCGCAGGUUGCCUGUUCCACAUAUGCGUCGCUGGGUUCGCACAAAUGCAGUCAUAAUAAUGGAGCUCUGCAAUGGCACUAUUCAGAUAAAUUUCUUCAAGAAUCACACAAAACUGAUACUGUCAGACUGGAAACAGGGGCUGCUUGUAACAUACAUCAACAGUGAACGUCAGAGUGUGUCAUACUGGCUGCAUGAAAUUGAACUUGUUGGUUGUGACAGUGACAUUCUCGACAGACUGAAAAUAGCAGCAGCAAUAUUGCGAGAAUUUGCUGAACUUGAUGGAGAGGUUGUGUAACUGUUUAAUGUUAACAAAUGUAGUUUCUGUGAUUAUGUGAGAUUUAAAAACUGUUAUGAGCAGUUUUACAUUAUUGAUGUUGAUUGAUUUUUACUACAUAAUAAUAAGCUGUUGUACUUGUGUGUGUUACAGUGGUGGAGUGAAAGAGGGAGAAGAGUGUAAAUUUUUUGCAAAAUAGUUUUCCUUUCAGUAGUUUCAUGUUUGUUUGAAGUAUAAGCUACUGAUGUAAAGGAAAGGAAGAUGAAUGAUCUGCAUUUCAACAGUUUUCAGUAUAAUUAUGCUGAUAGUAAAAUAUUAUAUUUUUUAAUUAUGUUGAACUUUGUUUUCAACAAAACUUAAAAAAGAAAGAUAAAAAAAUUGUUUGAUUGGAAAGAGAGAAUUGUGAUAAAGGUGAGGAUUAAUGUAACUUGGAAGUAAAACUUGAAGUAACUCUACUUUUACACAAAACAGAGCAGUAAAAGUGAGUGUAAUUGCUAUGUUAAUUUUCUGGGAAAUAAUUACAUAUGAAUAUGUACAUAAAAUAGUUCAUUUUAGUUUUAAAUGAGAAGUUCGUUAAAGUAGAUGUCUGUGCUGUUUAGAAUUUGAAAUAUUGCUCAUGUUGGUACAAAGUUAACCAAUUUAUGUAUGUGUGUGUUUGUACAUAGUAUUUAAUUAUUUGCGAUUGACUUUAAAUACAAGAAACAGCCAGAUAUUGGA